This is a messenger RNA of Seminavis robusta, 798 nucleotides long. Lineage: Eukaryota; Bacillariophyta; Bacillariophyceae; Naviculales; Naviculaceae. The record is from the annotation of a GenBank genome assembly.
AUGAGUGACAGUCAUCGAACGUAUCGUUCCUUGGUACGGCACAAUCGGGCCAUGGAGACGGGAGAACCUUCCAUCAUUCAUUCCCCCGAAUUUCACGACAACAAUCUGCUGCGUCAAGCAUGGGCCAUCAGUCCCUACAAUAGGAAGCGCCACAAGAAAUCGCCUCCAAAUGCUAACAUUCGAAAAGAGAUUAUUCGCAAUGCCAUGUGCUUCCAACCAGUGUCAGGGUACUGCGGAAUGGCCACAGUCAAUACCGUACUGACGUCAUUGAAUCCACCCUAUUUUGUGCAGUAUCCCGAUCAUGGAAGAGGAUAUUCCAUGUAUUCUUUAGCCGAGUAUCUCAUUGUGAACUGCGUCCCCCAUCAGUUUACGGAUGUGGACGCCAUCUUUAUGGAACGCAAAACUACCUUGGAUCAAUUCCGUGCCAUGCUCCAACAAUAUGUCAAUUCUCCCGAUUAUCGACUGUUGGCCAAUUUUCAUCGAACGCCCCUGUUCUAUUCCGAACGGAGUACCGAAGAGGAAGCACGGUAUCGUGCAUGGGCGGGUCAUUGGAGUCCAGUGGGAGGGUUGAUACAGACCCGCGAUGACAAGGAAUAUGUGCUCGUCCUGGAUACCAAUGAGAAGUAUGGUCCCUUUAUGGUGUCUCUGGAACGAUUCUUUCUGGCAGUCAAGACCGAAACACUGGAGGAUGGAUAUAGAGGAUUUCUCAAGGUGAAAAUCAAUCCUGCUGGCCACCAACAACGAUUGCAGGCACCUGCGCCAGCACCGUUUCCCAUGACAAACUCUGCGGACUGUUAG